This is a messenger RNA of Leptopilina heterotoma, 1107 nucleotides long. RefSeq lists its product as uncharacterized. The record is from RefSeq and is a predicted model, not a curated record. Bases 1 to 1107 code for a protein of 368 amino acids. Gene Ontology annotation, molecular function: nucleic acid binding; 3'-5' exonuclease activity. NCBI's taxonomy places the organism in Eukaryota, Metazoa, Arthropoda, Insecta, Hymenoptera, Figitidae. The transcript has a single exon.
AUGAAAACGGAAACUGUUCGUCACAUCAAAAAAUGUUUUGGUUACGCUGUUCAUCAAAACAAAGGUAAAGCUAAAGAAUUAGCAGAUACUCUUCGAUCAAUCCCAGAUCAUUUGUUUAAUCGUCAUGAAAAAUGCGGUUCUUGGUGUAAGCGUGAUUUGAAGCCGCAAAAAAUAAUACUUCAAGAUUCGAAAUUGUAUAAGGUUUUAGAAAAUAUAUUCAUCAAGUAUGCGAACAAUGCCUCAAAGUUUUCUGUUGCAGCUUCCAGCCAAGGAAAUGAGAGUUUUCAUAAUAUUGUAGCUCAUAAAUCUCCAAAAAAUCAUUCCUACAGCUUGUCAGAAUCAUGCAGCUACCGUGUAGCAAGUGCGGUUGCGACAAAAAACGAGGGAGAUAGUCAUUUGCUAAAUGUAAAAGAAAAGCUGUCAUUAUCUCCAGGAAAACAUACAUCUGCUUUUGUUACCAAAAAGGACGAAGUAAGAAAGAAAAGGGCAAUAAAAGCGAAAUUGCCUGCAACUAAAAGACGAAGAAUUUCAUUACAUGCAUCUACAGAAUCAUCAAGGAAACGAAAUGAAAGACAGGAAGGAAUUCAGUAUCAACCAAAUUGCGGGCUUGAAGUUGAUUUUGAAAGACCUCACAUUGUUCUGGACCCUCUAAUUGUAAAAAAUAAACUGCAAAAUAAUCCUAUUUCAGUGGAACAUUGUAAUUUAGUUUACUUCGACUUAGAAACUUCUGGUUUGUCAAAACAAUCAGACAUUUUACAAAUAGCUGCAAAAUGUGGAGAAAAAUCCUUCGAAACCUACAUAAAUCCAACACAACCUGUAACUCCUGAAGCCUUUAAAAUUACAGGUUUGGAGAACAUUAAUGGAGAUUUAUUUUUGUAUGGCAAACCACUAACAUCUAUCCCAUUGAAACAAGCGUUAAUUAAAUUUCAACAGUUUUUGACAGAGUUGAAUCCGUGCGUAUUGGUUGCUCACAAUGCAAAAUUUGAUGUUUCUCAUUUUCUCCAAGCAGUAACUACGUCAUCUAUGAUAGAAAACUUUGAUGGUAUUGUGGGAUUUUCGGAUUCUCUAACUUUGUUUAAAAAAGCUUUCCGGAUCGAAAAGGUUUAA